AUGGGUAAAGGUGCGGCUAAAUAUGGGCUCAAAAGCGGUAUGCUUCCCAGUGCUCGCUCAAUCCUCAAAAGGCCUACCAUAAAUCAAUUAGAUGUGGUGGAAAAGUUGCAGAGUCCCGAUCCAAAAGGUCCAGAAGGUGUUGGAUACGCCGAAAAUGUUGCACAUCCUAAGGGUUCGCACAGGUUCUCCCCCACAAUGGAAUUUAUCGAUGUUGAAAAACUGAUUUCAGAUACAAUUCCGAAUCCGCAACACUCGAGGGUCCCCAAAACAUUUCAGCAGGAAACAAGACAAAGUAAGGCACAAAUGCGUAGAGAAUAUCUAUCAGAUGCAUUCAGAAAAGAGGAACAGCGUGUGUUGAAGCAGGGGGAGCUUUUGAGAGAAAAAGAAGCAAAAUUGGCUGAACAAAGACAAGUGGAGUUAUCUGCUCUGAACGAGAGUCGCUCUAGUGAUUUGACAAUCCCAACGUUGGACAAGCUUUUGCAAGGCCCUCUGAUGCGGCAAAGAACCCCAGAAGAGAAGGAAAUGCUGCAGAUGAAGCGAAAACAAAAUCGCGACGUUUUGCAAUUGAGAGCCAAGGAAAGAAAACUGGAGAAUCUGUUAAAACUUUACCAUGUUUCCGAAGAGUUCAUAGUGUCAGAGACGCAACUUCUUAAAAAGAUAGAUGAGGUGUUCGCAAACGAAUCCUCGGAAGCCUUGAGGACUAAAUUGAGCGUUGGGAACUCCAAGCCCCGGGCUCGCAACGAAAGAGAAAUCGGAGACGCCCUAUUUGGGUCUCUUGGUGGCGGAACUUAUGUUGGUCUCCCUACCAUCAAGGAGUACGUUUCUGGCGAGAUGAAUGCGUUUGCCAGUGACGUUCAGACGCAAAAUCAAGCUAUGCUGAAACAAAGACAGCAAGACUUGGAUACCAUUUUGCAAUAG
Messenger RNA from Lachancea lanzarotensis, 918 nucleotides. It is a transcript of the gene PET123, whose product is annotated as LALA0S06e05908g1_1. The transcript has a single exon. The record is from RefSeq and is a predicted model, not a curated record. NCBI's taxonomy places the organism in Eukaryota, Fungi, Ascomycota, Saccharomycetes, Saccharomycetales, Saccharomycetaceae. Bases 1 to 918 code for a protein of 305 amino acids.